GCGAUACUGCAGUAGCAAGGAGAGUAGCUACACGUGGGGAAAACAGGCGCAUCUUGAUGAGCAUGGCACAGAGGUGGAGUGGAGCGCACACUCUUCCCGUGCUGUGUGUCGGAGCUCUUGACGGCCCUGAGAGUUUGUUGGCCUCUGGGGCUGAAGGUGGAGAAGUGACAGUGUGGAACCAUGAGGGAACACCACUGGCUCAGCUACGUUUGAGCGGUGAGGAGGACGUGACGUGCGCCGUCUUUUCCCCGGUCGCCCCUGGCCUUCUGUAUGCUUCUCACGGGGAAACUAUUAGCAUUCUAGACCCGCGGAAUCUCAAGGGGCCUUUGGAGGAACUGCCGAACAUUGGCGAGGACGAGAUAAAUUCCCUGUCCAUUAACGAGACGGGCACAAUGCUGGCUGCCGCGGAUGAUUCAGGUGCUGUGAGAGUACUGGAGCUUCAGACGGGGAAAGUAAGCAGGACGCUACGCAAACACACCAACAUCUGCUCAUCUGUAGCCUUUCGUCCCCAGAGACCUCAGAGCUUGGUGUCCGCUGGACUAGACAUGCAGGUGAUGCUCUGGAACCUGCAGAAGACUCGUCCCCUCUGGACUUUCAGCCUGCAGGAGUCUGUGGAGCAAGAAGAGGGGCACCAGCAAAAAGCCGGUCAGCUCUUCAACCCGCCUCUGGCACACUGCGUUUCCGUGGCGACCUGCGGAAACGUGUUUGCGUGCGCCGCUGAGGACGGACGCGUGCAUCUCAUGCGGGUCGGUGCGGGGUCCAGGCUGGACCAGCAGGGAGCACUGAAGGCCCACAGCCAAGGUGCUUCACAGGCCCACUUUGUCAAUCACUUGUCCCAUCCUUACUGGCUGGCCACAGGGGGUAACGACGGACUGGUGGCACUCUGGGAUCUCAGCGAGGACCCUGUGGUGGCUCCCGAGGGAAAAAGUAAACCCCGGGCGGCAGCUCAUCGCAGGAAACCCAAAGGCAAGGGUAAAUCUAAGCUGCAGGCACAGGGGAAUCCCAAGGACCAGAGCCAACAACAAAAGGAGGACAAGAAAGAAGACGAGAAGAAAAGAGGAGAUGAGGAACCAGAGGAGGGUUGCAGUGCUGUCCCAGGAACGGACGAGUGCCUUAAAACCGGACCCAGACUUAGUUUUAAACAUGAGGACAAGGUGAACUGGGUGUGUCCAGCUCUGCUGAAGGGACAGCCCAGCCUCCUCAUAGCAGAUCAGAGCUCCAGCCUCUCUGUGUAUUCACUAGCUGGAUUAUAGCACCUGGAGUCUAACCAGAUUGGAAUCACACACC
Chanos chanos (milkfish) is the source of this 1287-nucleotide messenger RNA. RefSeq names its product WD repeat domain 53 (gene wdr53). The transcript has 3 exons. Bases 57 to 1253 code for a protein of 398 amino acids. Lineage: Eukaryota; Metazoa; Chordata; Actinopteri; Gonorynchiformes; Chanidae. The record is from RefSeq and is a predicted model, not a curated record. Gene Ontology annotation, molecular function: protein binding.